UUCAACUUAUCAACUACCCCUAACUUUCAUAUAUCACAACUGGCAAAUGAAUCUUCCACUAUUUUUCUUCCAUUUAAUUCCCCUAUAUAUAUAUACACACACCAUAUCCUUCCUUUCAACAUCAAAUUUCAAACCAUUAAAUCUUCAUUUCCUCUUUUCCAAACUGUUCUUCAGAGGUUCAGAAUUUAAAUCUCAAUUAAAAACCCUUAAAUUUUACGUCUUUUUUCUUGGAUUUGGGUUCAAACCCGAAUUCAAUUGAUUAUUGUCUUUUUUAUUGAUUUGUAUUUUCUUUUUGGGAUAAAACCCGAUUUAUUAUUUUUGAGUGUGAUUUAUUUUAAAUCAAUAUUUUGAAAAAUGGGCAAUUAUGCAUCAUGUGCAUUAACAUCACCAAUGGGGAAAAACAAAGGAGCAAAAGUUAUAUUUCCAUCAGGGGAAAUUAAGCAAUUUAAACAACCCAUAAAAGCAGUAGAGUUAAUGCUUGAAAUUCCAAAUUAUUUUCUUGUAAAUUCAAAAUCUUUAAAUGUUGGAAAAAGAUUUUCAGCUCUUAGUGCAGAUGAAGACCUUGAAAUGGGAAAUGUUUAUGUUAUGUUUGGUAUGAAGAGGUUAAAUUCAUUUGUUACUGCUGCUGAUAUGGGUGCACUUUUCCUUGUUGCCAAACGUGGCUCUAAGAGUGCCGGAAAAGUUAGGGUUGUUCCGGCGUGUUCACCGGAGAGUGAAUCACCGACGCGUGAGGAAAAUGAGUGUGAAGAAGUGGCGCGUGAGGUUAAGGAAGUUGAUCAAGUAUUAUCGGAGUUUAUGUUAAGAAGGUCUGUUUGCCGGUCUAGGAAACCGGUUCUUGAAACCAUUGUGGAAGAGCCUAUUUCUUCAAGGUGAAAAAAAACAAAAAAAUUAAAAAUUAAAAACAAAAAAAAUUUUAUUUUAUUAAUGAGAAAAAAUUGGGACUUUUUUUUUUUGGUAUGAAUUUUUGGGGGCUCUCUUGCUAGAUUUUAAAUGGUGGGGGGAGAAAAGGAAUUCAUAUUUGGUUGUCCCAAAAAAAAAAUAUGUUGUGGCAUUUUUACAAUUAGGAUUUUAGAGUAUUAUGGAAAAAAAAAAUCUUUUUUCAUGUAUUGGGUCUAUUUUUUUUAGCUUGUGAGGUGAAAAUUGCCUAAUCAAGUUAUUAUUUCCUUGACCCCCUGUAUGGAAAAAAAAUAUAAAUGUAAAUUAUCAAAAAUAAUAAAAUUAUUGUUUUAUUUUGAUAGUG
Amaranthus tricolor (Joseph's coat) is the source of this 1240-nucleotide messenger RNA. RefSeq lists its product as uncharacterized. Bases 355 to 873 code for a protein of 172 amino acids. Lineage: Eukaryota; Viridiplantae; Streptophyta; Magnoliopsida; Caryophyllales; Amaranthaceae. The record is from RefSeq and is a predicted model, not a curated record. The transcript has a single exon.